AUGAACUAUAAUACUGCUCACGACAAUUUCGUCCUCGUGGCCCCCCGCCCUGUGCGACUGGCUAAUCCCAGUGGUCCCACUCCUUACACCCACUUUCAGAACGCUAUCCAACGCCCCCAGACCCGCGUCGCCGGUGUACGCCUCGUUGCGGACGGCGUCGACCGCAUCAAGCUGGGAGAGGACGUUCCACAAGAGGAUCUCAAGCCCCCUGAGCCUCUUUCCGAACGAGAGCAUGUGUCUCCCCGCGCUUCUCCUCGCUCCGGUCUCUCACCCGAGGCGCUUGAGGAGUUCCUAUCGAUCCUACAAUCGUCUACUCUGCGAUUCCCGCCAACAUCUCCUAUUCUCCGCUCAACUAAUGCCAACGCUCCCCAUUCAUUCUUCUAUCGUCGGGCCACUCCGUGCAGUCUAAGUCCAUCUCACCAGGCUGAAGGACUUGGGCUGUCUCUUGCUGAUCCCGCUGACGAGAUAAGGAAGGAAAGCACAACUCCUGCCUAUCCAUUCAAAUUCAUUGGCGGUCCUCUCGCUUCUCCUGUCUCCCGCACUCAGACGCGGAACCCGUUCCAGCGCCAUCCAUCGUACGAUACCGCCUUCACGGGCCUUUUGGGUCCUCUCUCUCUCUCCCCGUCUCCGUCUCUUCCGGUAGCAAUUGCUUUGUCUCCAUCCACGGUGCCUCUGCCUUUGCCUACUCCAGAUGAGGUAGACAUCGAGACAUCCUCCUAG
Fibroporia radiculosa is the source of this 720-nucleotide messenger RNA. RefSeq lists its product as uncharacterized. Bases 1 to 720 code for a protein of 239 amino acids. NCBI's taxonomy places the organism in Eukaryota, Fungi, Basidiomycota, Agaricomycetes, Polyporales, Fibroporiaceae. The transcript is spliced from 3 exons. The record is from RefSeq and is a predicted model, not a curated record.